This is a messenger RNA of Vanessa atalanta (red admiral), 1513 nucleotides long. RefSeq lists its product as uncharacterized. The transcript has 2 exons. Lineage: Eukaryota; Metazoa; Arthropoda; Insecta; Lepidoptera; Nymphalidae. The record is from RefSeq and is a predicted model, not a curated record. Bases 1 to 1512 code for a protein of 503 amino acids.
AUGUUUCGUAGAAAGAAAUGUUUUAACACGUUAUUCUACAUUGUUAAAUAUUUUAUAAUUUCGAAUAUAUUCAUAAAGAGCACCAAGAGUUCACAAGUAAUAAAAGGUAGUUUACCUGAUCUACAUACUCUAUUUAGAUUAUUCAAUACAUUCAUAGAACCAGUAAUUAGAUCCUAUCCAGCUGACAAACCAGUUAUAAGAACUAUAGAAACAGAAAUCGAGAAAGUUAUUCGAGAGAAAACAGCUCAAUUACGUUAUUUACUACAAGAUAAUGACGUUAAGAAUCUCGAAAAUAAACUUUUCUUGGAAGAUAAAGAUGAAACGACAAUCAUAGAAUUCUUACCCAAAACAGAUGAAAGAAAUAAAGAUAGAGAUGACGUAUUUAAAACGCAUCUUAAGAAAUAUAAAAAGAUACGUGAGAAAAUAAACAGGGCUCUAAUAAAGGAAUCAGUUUCCGACAAAACACAAAAGCUCGUCGUUAGAACUUUAGACGAUUUAAUACGAAAUCUAGUUGGGAGUCAGUGUAAAUGGAAACGAAACCUUCGGGCUGACGGGUAUGAAGAGCCGGCUGUGAUAGCUGACAGGUGGAAUCAAGGAUUGCGUAAACUUAGAAGACUUCUUAUCAAUUUAUUUAAAAAUGAUUUCAGACGAAACGAUGACGUUCCUGUAUUUCUAGACAAUUUACAAAUGUUGUUCAAUACUGUUACAAAGGAUGUCGAUACAGUAUCGAAACGAUACAAAAUCCAAUGCGAAUUUGUACCAAAAUCUCGGUCGUAUUCUUUAAAACACGGUGCGAAUGGUUCCAAUAGUUUGAGAAACAGCUGGGAUAAGACAGACGAUGAAGAUAGGUGUCAAAAUGUUGUAGUAUGUUCAAAUGAGUUAAAAGAAUUCAUGCAAAAAUUAUACUUAGCUCUUAACGAUACAUCUAUCAGCGUAAUUAGGAAUUAUGCUGAAAUGUACUCUAGGGAUGUAACCGGCGACAAUGAAAACGAUAAAGACACUGUUAUUGUAACACUAAACACAUUAAGUGGUAAAACUAUAGGUAAUAUUAAAGAUAUAUUCGUGAAAGAAACAAAAAUGUUUACACUUGACAAAGGAAAAAAUAAAGAGGCCAAUAUUGACGCUUUAACGAAUUAUGUAAAAAAUACAGUAGAGCAUGUUAAGGAGAAUAUUAAAAGUAACUUAAAUUCCGAUAUAGUUACACUCGGAGAGAAAAUUAAAACAGUUAUAAGGGACGACAUAAACGUAAACUUGGUCGUUGAUUUGGGUAACUUAGAAAGGGAAUUUGUUUCGAAAAUUUGUAGUAUUUUUCGAUUCUGUAACGGCAAAUACAGCGGCAGACGUUUCUUGUCUCAAAAUAAAAACAGCUUAUACGUCCAAGUACAACUAACUAUGGAUGACGUGAUGGCAGAUAAUAAUCAUUUCAGAUCAAUUAUUAAUAAGAAAAAUAUUCAAAAUACCACAAUUCAUCAAAAUGCGUUCGCAAACGUAACUAGGACUACGUAUAUUUAAA